This is a messenger RNA of Caenorhabditis bovis, 1974 nucleotides long. Lineage: Eukaryota; Metazoa; Nematoda; Chromadorea; Rhabditida; Rhabditidae. The record is from the annotation of a GenBank genome assembly.
AUGGCUUCCUCGCAAAAAACCACCCAACUGCUAGCGGGCUUAUCACUAACCGAAGAGGAUGGAGAUGAUGGCAAUAACAAGCUAUCCGAUGAAUAUUUGCAAGACGCCCCCGACGUGCUUAAGAAAUUCUCGACAUGGAGCAACAGCGAGAAGGUGGAUUUCAUCGAGAGAGCUGUCAUCGACAUGGAUCAUUAUCAAUUAGGACAUAUUGACCAUUUCAUUCGGCCAAUGCUGAAGCGCGAUUUUAUUACAAAUCUCCCUGCCAAUCUCGCCGAAAUGAUUCUAUUCAACGUUGAUGCAAACUCGCUGAAAGCGUGUGAAGACGUGAGCGUCAGUUGGAGGUACUCAUUGGCGCGCGGAAUGCAUUGGAAAAAGCUGCUCGAGAAGAAUGUACGAACCGAUGCUUUAUGGAAAGGCCUCAGCGAGAAGCGGCAUUGGGAUCGAUUCUUGAACAUUAGCAGAGAACUCGCAUGUCAGCGAAUUUGCGAAAACUACGGAUAUGAUUAUCAAACAUAUCAAGGAAAAUUUGAAGCCUUAAUGCUCCUUCAUGUGUUUUAUAGGAAGUUAUAUCCAAAAAUCCUUAGUGAUAUCAAUACAAUUGAUAUAAAUUGGAGACGGGGUAAUUAUAAAAUGAGCAGAAUCAAUUGUAGGUCGGAAAAUAGUAAAGGAGUUUACUGUUUACAAUAUGACGAUGAGAAAAUUGUUUCUGGAUUGAGAGAUAACACUAUUAAAAUUUGGGACCGAAAGGACAAUAGUUGCAGUAAAGUAUUAUCAGGGCACACUGGUUCAGUGCUGUGUCUUCAGUACGACAGUCGUGUCAUCAUUUCGGGAUCAUCGGACGCCACUGUCCGAAUCUGGGAUGUCGAAACUGGCGAAUGCCUGAAAACUCUUAUACACCAUUGCGAGGCUGUGUUGCAUUUGAGGUUUAGUAAUGGAAUUAUGGUCACAUGUUCGAAAGAUCGAUCAAUCGCUGUUUGGGAUAUGGUUUCGCCGCGAGAAAUCAAUAUUCGCCGAGUGCUCGUCGGACAUCGCGCAGCUGUCAAUGUUGUCGAUUUCGACGAUCGAUAUAUUGUCAGCGCCAGUGGUGACAGAACGAUUAAGGUGAGAAUGAAGGAAAAUGAGGUAUGGUCUAUGGAUACUCUUGAAUUCGUUCGAACACUUGCUGGUCAUCGACGAGGAAUCGCGUGUCUUCAAUAUCGUGGAAGACUAGUUGUCUCCGGAUCAAGCGAUAACACAAUUAGAUUAUGGGAUAUCCAUUCGGGUGUUUGCUUGCGGGUUCUUGAAGGCCAUGAAGAGUUAGUAAGGUGUAUUCGAUUUGAUGAGAAGAGAAUAGUCUCUGGAGCAUACGAUGGAAAAAUAAAAAUUUGGGAUCUUCAAGCUGCUUUGGAUCCGAGAUCCAUGCAGAGUGAUAUAUGCCUCAGCUCGUUGGUGCAACAUACUGGGAGAGUAUUCCGUCUACAAUUCGAUGACUUCCAAAUUGUUUCUUCAUCGCAUGACGAUACAAUUCUUAUUUGGGAUUUCUUGAAUGCCGACGGCAGCUCACAGAAUGCGGCUCAAAUGCAGGUGCUGCAACAAGUUCAACAGCAGCAGCUGUUCCAGCAUCCGCCACUACAGCCGCAAGGCGACAACGCCCACCUCGUGCCGGCGAAUCCAGCGGCACCACGCCUCAACGUGCGAAAUCGUGCGCGCGAGGCCGCAAAUCGCGCGCAAAGAAACAUGGAAAUUGUUGUGCCACCUAAUGAGCAAAUGUUGAACGCGGCGCGACGAGCUCGGGCCGCUGCUGCGGUUCGACGACAUCGUGAGCCGUUCAUGGCCAAUAUUAAUGUCGUCGAUCUGGAUGAUGGAUCAUCAGGCGAAGAAGAGAUCAAUGAUGAUCCAGCACGUUUCAUGAUUCAUGAUCCGGCGUUUGUCAUCAAUGAAGAGAACGAGAAUGAGAACGACGAGAUUUUUGAGGGCCAAGAAAAUGAAGAAUGA